AGAUAUAGGUUAAACAAGACUGUAAGCCGUGAUCAGCGGUAAAGAACAAAGGCCACCAAAGCAAGUAAAUCUAUAUUAAACGAGACUAUGGAUGAAAGAGAAGUGCGGACUUCGAGGCAACGGUUGUGCUUCAAACUUUCCACUCAUUCAUCGAUCACGUUUAGUUUUGUUUAAUGCAAGACUACAUGGUUUCAACCUUAAUUUAACCAUUUUGUUAUUUAUAUACUGUUACAUUGGUUGGCUUUUAGGAUAACUUCAAAUGCGUAUGAAAAUGGGAUGUAUAUAUUAUUGAAUUUUAUAUCUAGAAGACGGUAAGUUAGCAAGGAUUUUUUAUUUGCUACGAGUCCUUUUGUUUGGAUUUAAGAUUAUUCAUUUUUUACUUUAACGUGUAUAAUUUGGAUUUUUAAAAAUAAAACAUAUUGUUGUUAAAUAUAAAAAAAAAAAACAGUUUUAAUUUGAAACAAUACAGGCUUACCUUACAGCUGUAUUCGUCUGGAUCAUACUCUCAAAUAUAAAUCGAUUUCAAAAAUAUACAGGUUUUGCGAGUUUUGGCUGGGAGGAUCCAUAAUAUCUCUAAUCUCUUAGAAAUAUAUAUAUGUUAUUAGCAUAUUGUUGGAAUGAUCGUGUCAUGCCGAUGUUGUGAAAAUAAUAAUUUUAAUUUGCGUCCACGACUCUAUUAUUACAUUCUCUACUUCAUAAUCGACCUACCAACGUGCGUGGCACGAGUUCUAAACUCAAAACCUCUCGACGUGCAUCCUAGUAUCCUACAACGUUUUACCACAACCUCCUAUGAUUAUUGACUCGCGUUACACUAUUUGUUUCAAAUAAACAAAACAUAACAAAAACCAUUUGGUUCUUGUUUAGUUUUCUUUCUCCAAGUAAACCUAACUUUCUUUGGAGAACGACACAAUGGGCUUUCUCCUUCCGAUUUUAUUCGGAGUGUUACUCUUAUUAACCGUUACUCCACCGUCUAUGUCUCAGCUUCCUCCAACAAUAAUGGCUCCGGCACCGGCCCCGACUUCGCCAUCAGAUCUUUGCAAUGGAAUAUUUCUCUCUUAUGAAUUCAUACUCGGUCGCAAGAUCCCUCCAAACGACACAACCGAUCAGCCUUAUCGGUUUGAGUCUGUCCUUACGGUUCUAAACAAUGGCCGGGAAGAGCUAAAAGAAUGGAGAGUUUUUGUUGGAUUCCAACACAACGAAAUCCUUAUUUCCGCCACCGAUGCAUUAAUAGUCAACGGGACGGAGCUUCCUGCUUUGGUAGGAAAUGGUACCAUCCUCGGUGGCUAUCCGGUCUCCGACCUCAAAACGGCUAUUCAAACGGCCGGAGACUUGAAGCAAAUGACGGCUGAGAUCGAACUUGUCGGGACUCAGUUCAUGGUGGCCCCUCCGGCGAUUCCUUUGCCGUCCAACAUAUCGCUUGUUAACGAUGGUUGGCUCUGUCCUGAGCCUACUCUUCAAAGCAAAAGAGAGCUAACGACCUGCUGCAUGAGAGACACAAACAUUACAGUCAACACAACAAUCACCACCAAAUUCCUCCCACGACAACCCGGAGACUUGACCAUAAUGUACGACGUGAUCCGAGCCUACGACCAGAACUACCUAACCGAAGUAACCAUGGAAAACCACAAUCCACUAGGCCGACUCGACCAUUGGGAGCUUAGUUUCGACUGGAUGCGAGACGAGUUCAUACAGAAGAUGCAAGGCGCAUAUCCAACGGUCGUGGACGCCACGAAAUGCAUCUUUGGUCCUCAGUCUCUAAUCUACACUGGUCUAGAUUUCGCUGACGUUCUCACAUGUGAGAGACGACCAAUCAUCAUAGACUUGCCUCCGACCAAAAAAGAUGACACUACUUUAGGCAAUAUUCCUUCUUGCUGCAGAAAUGGUACAAUCUUACCACGUAUCAUGGACCCUUCCAAAUCAGUCUCCGUCUUCACGAUGCAAGUUGCCAAAAUGCCUCCUGAUUUCAACCGAUCCGCGCUUUUCCCACCGCAGAACUGGAGGAUUAAAGGGACGUUAAACCCGGAUUACUCGUGCGGGCCACCCGUUCGGGUAAGCCCGACUUUUUAUCCGGAUCCGAGCGGUAUGCCUACUAACAAAUCAUCUUUCGCCAGCUGGCAGAUUGUAUGCAACAUCACGCAAGCCAAAACCGAGAUACCAAAAUGUUGCGUCUCCUUCUCUGCUUUCUUCAACGACUCUAUCAUCCCUUGUAACACUUGCGCUUGCGGUUGCGUGUCGGAAACGCGACGCACCUGCAGCGCGGAGUCUCCGUCUCUUCUCAUCCCUCCAGACGCUCUUCUCUUACCUUUCGAAAACAGAACCGCUCUAACGCUUGCUUGGAACGCACUCAAACACAAAACCCUACCUAACCCGAUGCCGUGUGGCGACAAUUGCGGUGUAUCAAUUAACUGGCACAUGGCGUCGGAUUAUAGAGGUGGUUGGACCGUGAGGAUCACGAUUUUCAACUGGGGAGAAAUCGAUUUCCCCAACUGGUUCCUCGCGGUUCAGAUGAAAAAACCGGCGCUUCUAGGGUUCGAAAAAGCCUACUCAUUCAACGCAAGUCUCCUAAGCGUGGACGGAGGUGUCAACAACACGAUUUUUAUGGAAGGUCUUCCUGGUCUGGAUUAUCUUGUGGCGGAGGCUGAUGAAAAAGAUCCAAAGAAGAAGAAUAUUAGGAUUCCGGGUAAACAACAAUCGGUGAUACAGUUCAGCAAGAAACUUACGCCGGGGAUUAAUGUUGCGGAACGCGACGGGUUUCCGGCGAAAGUGAUAUUUAACGGCGAGGAAUGUUUGCUUCCUGAUCUGCUUCCGAUGGCUAGUGGUGGCAGACGAAAUGGGGCUAUCACGGUUUUGUCCUUUAUAACGUUUUAUGUUGCGGCCUUUAUAAUUCGGUUAUAAGUUUUUUUCUAGGGUUUAUUAUACUCUGUUUUGUUGAUUGAUUAAUUUGUUUUGUAAAAUAAACCUGAUUUCUUUACUCUAUACGGCUGCAGUUGUUUGUAAAACCAUGCAAUAUUCUAGAUUGUUGUUUUGCCUUUUAACACCAAAAA
Arabidopsis lyrata subsp. lyrata is the source of this 3044-nucleotide messenger RNA. Its product is annotated as COBRA-like protein 9. Lineage: Eukaryota; Viridiplantae; Streptophyta; Magnoliopsida; Brassicales; Brassicaceae. Gene Ontology annotation, cellular component: membrane. Bases 910 to 2895 code for a protein of 661 amino acids. The transcript has 2 exons. The record is from RefSeq and is a predicted model, not a curated record. Gene Ontology annotation, biological process: cellulose microfibril organization.